AGGAGUGCUUGCUCAAGCAAACCGGGUACGUAUAUAGCAACGUGGCUCGCCCGUUUCCUUGCACAUCAUUUUAGACCUCAGAAGCCUCUGGUGAAGUUUUGGGAUCAACGGUCAAGAAGAUGAAGAUUCUGGUAGCAGCUAUCUGUGUGGUGACCAUUGGCGUCAGCGCCCAGGUUGGGCCAUCCGGAAUCGUUAGCCCUGAUGGUGUCAAUACCCAGUUCACCCACGAAUUCGUAAACGACAUCGCUGUAUUUGGCCCUUCUGGUAUCGUGACAAAAUCAGGGACCAACCGUCAGCUCACCCAUGGUGAGGCCACCCUUAACGCAGCAGCCCCUGCACCUGUUCCAGUGGCUCACUUCGUCGUCAUGCCGAGAGGAGUCUUCGGAUACUCAGGCAUCGUCCGACCCGAUGGAAACAACGUCCAGUUCACUCAUGAACAGGCCAACAGCAUCGUCUUGGUAGGACCAUCUGGCGUCGUCACUAAGGAUGGGAAGAACAUCCAGCUCACUGAUGACCUCCAUUUUGCCCACCGUGCCAAACGCGCUCUCAUUGGACCCUCUGGAAUGAUCACUGAUGAUGGCACUCCAGUACAAUUCAGGACCCCUGGAGCUACCAUCCUUUUGGAAGGACCUUCUGGAUACAUCAUGUCUGACGGAACUCUCAUCCAGAAGGGAACGAGGAGAUUCCCAUAAGGAGUCCUUUGAUCCUCUGGAAUCAUUCCAAAAUCCAGUCAGAGUGGGGACUCCAUUGUUCUUACUGGUCCUUUUGGUAUUGUUUUUUUCUAGCAGAAAGAACAUCCAGUUCCAAUAAUGAUUGUUUGUUGAAAUAUUUUGUUUGUGAUAUUUUUUAAUAUAAGCUUAAAACCGA
Molecule: messenger RNA, 867 nt
Organism: Macrobrachium nipponense
Lineage: Eukaryota; Metazoa; Arthropoda; Malacostraca; Decapoda; Palaemonidae
Product: cuticle protein CP1158-like
Molecular function (GO): structural constituent of cuticle
Source: RefSeq, a predicted model, not a curated record